Molecule: messenger RNA, 1230 nt
Organism: Penicillium chermesinum
Lineage: Eukaryota; Fungi; Ascomycota; Eurotiomycetes; Eurotiales; Aspergillaceae
Product: COP9 signalosome complex subunit 6
Exons: 2
Coding region: 1-1230 (409 amino acids)
Biological process (GO): protein deneddylation
Cellular component (GO): COP9 signalosome
Molecular function (GO): protein binding; metallopeptidase activity
Source: RefSeq, a predicted model, not a curated record
AUGGAUUCCCCUCGGUCUCUUGUAUCCCAGAAGUCUUCGGACUCUGGGCUGACUGUCCAGCUCCAUCCUCUCGUUCUCCUCUCGAUCUCCGACCAUAUCACUCGACACGCCGCCCGCCAGCAGCAAGGCCCCAUUGUUGGUGCCCUUCUAGGACAACAAAAUGGCCGGCAAGUCACGUUGGAGCAGGUCUUCGAGUGUCCCGUGACCGAGACCGAUGGAGAGGUUUCUGUUCCUCCAGUAUGGUUUGAAGAGCGAGUGCAGCAAUUCAAGGAUGUUCACAAAGACCCGCCUCUUGACAUUGUUGGAUGGUGGUCAACUGCGCCUCCCACCGGCCCUACUCCCUCCCACCUCCCCCUUCAUCGACAGAUCCUCCAGGACUACAAUGAUUCAGCUGUAUUCUUGGCAUUCCAUCCUUCACAGCUCCAAUCGGCCGAAUCGCGCGCCGCGAAACUCCCAUUGACGAUCUACGAGAGUGUCCUCGAAGGUGAUAAUGCUGGGGAUACGUCAAAGGACAUGCAGAUUGACGGCGAGGAGUUAACAUCAAGCAUUCGCUUCCGCGAGCUGCCGUACACCGUGGAAACCGGUGAAGCCGAGAUGAUUGGGGUAGAUACGAUCGCCAAGAACUCCCACGCAGCUUCUUGGGUUGCGCCUAUCCCCAAGGGCCAGAGCGAGGGCCAAGGAUCUGACGACCCGUCAAAGCCACAAGCAAGCCAGCCAGCCCAACUAACCCAGGAAGAAGAAGAACGUACGUGUGCUGGCCAUUCUACUCGACUUGUUCUAACGUCAAAAUCAGUGAUCGGAAAUCUCAACACACGCAUAAAUGCCAUCCGCAUGUUCCAAUCGCGCAUUUCCCUUAUCAAGGACUACAUUCUCAGCAUCUCUGGGCCAGAUGCUGGAGCAAACUCUAAUACCGCAGUUUCACACCCUAUUCUCCGCGACAUCAAUGCCCUUGUUUCAAACCUCUCUCUCCUUACGCCGCCUGAAGAUUCCGAAUUCUCUGCAGAGGUUGCCUCGCAAACUAACGAUGUACUCCUCGCCUCUCUUCUGGGUCAAAUGGGUGAAAAUGUGAGGGCGAUACGCGAACUAGGCCGGGCAUCUGCUAUCAUCCAGGGCGCGCGUCAAACAACCGCCUCUCGCAAGAAUCCCAAUGCCAUGAACACCCGGUUCGAAGAUGAGCUGUUCUCCGAACACUUGAUGCAAGGAGAUGGGCAAUACAGCAUGUAUUCUUGA